CUGUUCGCCACAGCUGGUGUCGGAAUUUCUGGAGGUGUGGUCUGCUUGCGGACCGCGUCGUCGGUGUCCUCGGCGCGGAAGCAGCAAGUUUCAGUAUCUUCUCACCAUCGCCAUCGCCAUUGCUGUUGCUGCCAGUUGCAGUCGCCGUUGAUAUCAGUCACUAUUGUCAUCAUUGUCUAUCGCUAUUGUCGUCGUCAUCACCAUCGCCAUCACCGUCGCCGUCGCUGUUGGCGAUAUUGCUACAUUGCUUUACUUUGCCCCCAAAGGAGGAUCGGGCAAGAAGGUAGAUGCUGGGGUCACCAACGCCCCAGAUGGCGAGGUUCUGGGACCUGCCAAUUUUCGGAAACCACCUGCCAGGACGCCAGGCCCGAGUAGCAAUGCCCUUUGCGAUCCCGACACCCUCGCCAAGGUCUGCCAGAUUUGGGACUUCUACUCUACCGAGAGAAUGGACUGCUACUCUACCGACAGAAGGGACCUCUACUCUACCGAGAAAAGGGUCAUCAGCGGUCUGCCUUCGAGACAGAUGGCUGCUCGGGGAAGCCGCAGGCUAUAGAGACGUAGUUUCUGAUCUGCUUCACCAGUCUGCAAGAAGCGCUAUACGACCGCCACCGGGCUUGUCCACCACCUCAUGUCCCAUUGCCUACGUUUUCAACCGCAACGAGAUCUACAAGCGUGUGAGGGCUCGGGGUCCUGGCGGGGUGAUCACCAUGACUCACCGGUGGGAAGGUUCACCAUCCUACAAGACUAACAGGCACUCAUGGAAUGGCUGUGCCUGCGAGUGCUAUCUCUGCCACCGGAAUUCACCACCCUCGGCGCCUUGAACCAGCACCUUAACUCGCAGACUCGUGAGUAUACAGCCAUUAUUCCCGCACCCUCCUGUCCUGUCGUCUAACUUCGUUUUCCUCAGACCAGAGCAGCCUCCACCACUGCUCCCAGCGCAAGAGUUCAAGAGCAUGGCUUCCCCUUUCAACU
This is a messenger RNA of Phialemonium atrogriseum, 972 nucleotides long. RefSeq lists its product as uncharacterized. The coding region runs from base 288 to 821 and encodes 177 amino acids. The record is from RefSeq and is a predicted model, not a curated record. The transcript has a single exon. NCBI's taxonomy places the organism in Eukaryota, Fungi, Ascomycota, Sordariomycetes, Cephalothecales, Cephalothecaceae.